Messenger RNA from Dichotomopilus funicola, 1044 nucleotides. RefSeq lists its product as uncharacterized. The transcript is spliced from 3 exons. The coding region runs from base 1 to 1044 and encodes 347 amino acids. The record is from RefSeq and is a predicted model, not a curated record. NCBI's taxonomy places the organism in Eukaryota, Fungi, Ascomycota, Sordariomycetes, Sordariales, Chaetomiaceae.
AUGGACGACCCCCUGGACUCUCUCCCAGCAUGGAUCACCAGUGCAGCGUUGAUCCUAGUGACCAUCAUCCCGCUUACUGCGUUUUGGACUCUUCACCUUCGCAACACCCCCAUCGACCGGCCAUCCCAGCCCGUGAGGUCCGCCCGUGUGUACCUGCACCUAGCGCUACCCAUCUGGAUCAUGGCCGUAGUUUCCGCUGCGAUCAGUCCCUCCAUAACCGCAAGCCUACGGCAUAUGGGAUCGAUGGACCAGCCUUACAGGUCAGAGAUAUAUCCUGGCGCGCUCGCAUCGAUGUACACAGCCUUGAUCUCCUCCUUCCUUACCACGACCGCGGCAGUCUUCACCACCGCGGCGGUCUGCCUCGCUGGGAUGUGCACCUUCUAUGCGGUGCGGUCGAGACAAAAGUGGUGGAAGGCACUCCAGCUGAAUGCGAUUUGCGGGUCGGUGCUCUUCGUGGCGCUGGCCGCGACGUGGUUCGGCAAGACCCUGGCCAACUACAUGAACGAAAAUUACCGCAUUGAUAGCUUGUCUAGCUGGUAUGGCUUCCGCUUUGAGUGGUUCCGUUACAUUGUUGACAUUACGCUGGUUCUCCUUGCGGUGGGGGUGGUUGGUGUGGCGAUUUAUGUCGCAGUGAAAUUCCGGAGCCGGAGUCGUUACCAGGUUGGAAAUCUCCCAAGCCUCUUACUCACCGCCUCCCUCCUUUGGCUGCUGCGCUGCGUGUUCGUCCUGGCGGUGGACAUCAAGGAUAUCAGGCUCGCGUGGGGCGUGGUGGAAUUGUCCGCGUACAAGAUCGUCCGCCCAAUCCUCGACUUUUGGGUAUCUGCGGCCGUCCUGGGCCUCAUCACGGAGAUAUUGCGCAAGCCCUUAUGGUCGGAUCCCACCACAAUCCCGGAUCCCGGGUCAUGGGUGCAAGACGGAUUUGUUCAGGAUGAGAUGCAAUAUUUGCAGCAGCCACACCACCCGCAGCAACCGGGUGCACAUGGACAGCAACAGCCAACCACUGGGAGACGCAAUUUCGUGACGAACCUCCCUGAUUCAGGAUGA